This is a messenger RNA of Styela clava, 5476 nucleotides long. RefSeq lists its product as uncharacterized. The record is from RefSeq and is a predicted model, not a curated record. Lineage: Eukaryota; Metazoa; Chordata; Ascidiacea; Stolidobranchia; Styelidae.
GUAUCUGUAAUUUUUCGGUGAUAUUUCUUUUGAACCCAUCUACGCAAAUUAUUCAUCUAUUUAUUUAUUAAACGUGACCGAAUUCUGGAAAUAAAAAAUUACAUUGGCUUAUUUCCUGAAUUUCGUGUAUAAUAUUGAUAUAUUAUAUAUUGAUAUGAAAUGAAAUUGACUUUUUAUGUUGAUAAUCAAGUCCUCUAGCCUCUGAGCCUUGCAGUAGUUAAAAUUAAAUGGACUCUACACUCUGACGCUAUUGGUGUGACUGGCAAAACUGCAAAAUGGAAAAUCAAGUCAGAAAAAGACCAUCAUCAGAUGAAUUGAUUGAUCUUCACAUUUCAAUCGUACCUCCUGAACAUUGGAUUGAAAGAUUAAAUUAUGCAAGUCCGAAAGUUAUUGAUGAAACAUUCUCUGCUGGAUUUAUAAGAGUUCAUCCAGAUCGAACCAUUUCAUCUUUGAGAACUGCAAUUUCAGAGCAGAUUGGUGAUCAUAUAUUUCCUGAAAAAUAUGUCUUCUUAAAACAUAUUGGACGAUGCUUGGCAUUGGUGAAUGACAAACAAGAGAAUCAUUUGAAAGCCAAAAAUUUUGUACCGCCAAGGAAUACUUUGCCUGAACUUUUUAUUCUGCCGAGCCAGCCAAGUUCAUACAAUCAUCAAACUCUGCCACAAACAAAACUUGCCUCACUGGAGAACAACACUGGACAAAGUUCUGUAAAGGAAACAAGACUUCUCAAAAAUUAUGAGUACAAUACUACAGGUCAAGAGAGUACUUCUUCUCACUCACAAUUUUCUGAGCCAAGAGUGUCCAAUAAUGACCCACAUCAAAGAGAGUUGAGAAUGCGACAACGGCCUGUAUUACAAUCCAGAAAUGACGGAAAACAUUUUUACAAUGAUGCUGGCAGUGAAACACUAGGCGAACGAUUCGUAAGUGGUCAAAGUGUAGCGGACAAGCAUAUUUUACCUCCAAACUUGUCGAGAACCAAUACUCCCAAUGCAUAUUCUUCCGCCAAUCCAAACCUAAAUGCCAAGUAUGUUGGUACUCAUGAAAAAGGAUCGAAUUAUGUCUCCGCAUCCAAAAACCAGUCUUAUGAAGAGGUUAGAGGUGAUGAUGACAUGGGGGAAUUAGCCAAAAGAAGAUAUAGAAUGUCUGAUGAUGAUGAUGCCACACCCCUACCAGAUUCGGGAAUCGUUGUUGAGCGACAUACACCUGAUAACAAAAGUCAAAACAUGAUUCAUCAGAAAGAGCAACAAAUUCAAGAUAGUAAUCACAACUCAGAAGAAAACCAAUAUUAUCACCAUCCUCAACAAAAUUCAAACCCAUACCAUCAACACAACCAAUUAUCCACUGAUCCACAUGGCCAACCAAUCACAGACCAAUAUUACCAAUCUACACAAAAUUCUAAUGAACACCCAUCACAAUAUAAAGCUGAUAAUUUACAUCCACAUCAAUUUCCCAACCAUGAUGAAAAUGGUAACAAAUCUCCGAGUGUAUUUACAGAACCAGUGAGUGGCGGUCACACCGGUAAAGAUCAAAAUGGUAGUUAUAAAACAAAUAGGAAUGAGCCAACUAGAUCUGAUCCAAUAAGUACCAAUCCUUCACAAAAUUACCAUAACCAUUCUCAAGCCUCCUUUAAUCCCGAGGAGGAUGACCAAUCCAAUCCGGGAUAUGAAAGCGAAAUACGUAAAGUUCAAUAUGUGAAUCAUGAUUCUGGAUUCAAUGAUAGGUCACAUGAUUCCGAAGAUGAAGGUGCUUUUGUUGAAGACAGGUCAGAAACUCUGCAACAACAGUAUUCACAUCACACAUCAAAUGACAGAGAUCGACGCAGUUUUGUUAAAGGAGUAGCUGAUGACAGGUAUGAUGACUCUAAAAUGAGUUAUCGAAAAACCUUAGAGGCGAAACCAUUACAUGUUUCUAGUUCUCGAGACAGAUUAUCACCAGGUUGGCACAGUGAUGCUGCAAGUGGUAGCGGCAGUCAAUAUUCUGUUAGAGAUUCAGAUGACGGAUCAUUGCUUGACGAUUACCAACCAGUCAGAACUACUUCACAAACCAGGUUUUAUGAUGAAGGAAGGAUUGCAGCCAAUUCCCAACACGAACAAAAUGGAGGUCAUCAGAAUCAACAUGUUGAAAAUACCAGGAAAAAACAGUUCGAAGAGCAACACUUGUAUGGCGCAGAAUCUGAAACAAAGGAGAAUGGUGUCAGAAAUACGGAGCACAAUAAAAUAGCGACUAAGGCAGGGUUUGUGGCAGCUGGGGCAUCUGUAUCACCUGGUGAUUUGUCCGAAGGUAGUCAUGGUAACAGGCCCAAUGUUUUGCAUGAAUCGGCACAAAGGAAUCACGAAUAUGAUCAGCAUUUUACUCCAAAUGAUAAUAAUCCUGAAUCUAACGACCUUCAGAAACAACCUUCAGUUAAUACUCAUGGUGGAGACAUGAAUGGACCUGAUACAAAUAAUUCAGCUAACGGACAACAUGAUCCGCUAGGCCAUGCUUUUCCUGUGAUAUCUCCAGAACAAGCUCGACAACAACAGCUCCACAAUGGAAAUAGAGAGGAGGAUUCUUAUUAUACUUCCGAAUCUAAUCCUCAUACAGAGAACCAUGUCUUGCAACCAGGAACUAAAAAUUUUCAAGAUGAAGGAGCAUCUGAACAAAAUACAGAAAAAAGGAAUCCCUUGAUGAAGAUGUUUCCUCCUGUGAGCACUUCACAUGAUUUUCAAGAAGAAAAACUCAAAUCUUCCACAGACGGCCGUGCGGAUAAUAACAAAAUCACAGAAAAAGCUGUAACAGGAAAUGCAACAGAUAAAGAAAAUCUGCUAAAUAGAGGAAAUCCGGAUGGUAUGCCGAUGCAUUUUGCAAUGCACGCAGAUACAGAACCAAUGCAAGUUUCUAAUGAAGAAAGGAGACGCGACGGGGAAUCCAUCUAUAAUGCAGAAAAACCUGUCAGAGUUGGAACUCCACACUCUCAUCCAAAAUAUUCAGAUUCUAAUCACCAGAAUUUGGAGCUUUUGCAAGAAGACAAACCGACAAAGAGUAUUUCGGAAUCUGACAGACCUGGCCAGGAAUCAUUUCCAAUGAAAACGUUCAAUCAGCGAAGACAAUUCGAUGAAAAAGAAAAUGAAUUCACUGAUUCUGCAAAAACUCAAAACGAGGAUUCAACACACGAAAGCAGAACUUCAUCUGCUGAGAAAAGAAAUCUUGCUAUUCAAAAGCAAAGAUUAUGGAACGAAUUACAACGUAUGAAAGAAAACAGGGCGUAUUUUGAAAAACAAAGACAAGAAUUGGUGAAAAGAGCAAAAAAUACUUCAGCACAAAUUAACCAUAGAAGAGGAGCUGGUAGAGACUUGUGGAAACGACGUUAUUAUAAUGAAAAGAAGAAAACAGCAACAUUAACUGAUCUUUGUGAAAGACUUCAUCAACAACAUGACACUUUCCGCAAGAAAUGGCCAUCACAUCAAGCAGCCACUCUUACACUUUCAAGAGACAAAUCAACAGUAUUGCCUAGAGCUGAUGUGAGACCUUCGGUUAAGAGCAACAGUAAAAUUCAAGCAUCAAGAACUUUGCAAUCUAUUGAAGAUUUGAAGAAAAAAUUGAAUAAUGCAAAAAUCAGAUUGACUGGAGAAGUCAAGUUACGACAUGAAGCAGAACAAGAACUCAAGAACAUGAAACACGGAUUAUUGAACAAGAAAAUACAAUCUCACGUCGCGUUUAGGAAGAUGAAUAAGUAUCGAAGUAAUGUGUAUUACAGUCCAUCUGCAAGAAAUAAAAACGCAGGAUUUCAAUCUCAACUUAGAUAAGAUGGCGGGAGAAUUACAAAGAUGUAUAUUUGUAUAUGAAUUGAAAUCAAUGACUCUUGUGUAAUGUACAUUACCUUUUUUGACAAUACCAAUAUGACAUCCAAUGGAUAUAUAAAAAUGGCCUAUUGUUUGUGUUUUUGUAUAAAAUUCAUUUUGAAAACUGUAAUUUUUAAUCGAAGUAUUAUGAAAAAUUAUAUCACAUGACAAAUUUCUAGUUUUUUGAGAUCUUUUAAAACUCUGUUAGAUAUAAUGAAAUUCUAAUCCGUUCAACAUAUCUUUUUCUCAAAUUUUUUAUUUGUGCCAACGAUUAUCUGAGUUUCAAUUUCUGCUGUAAAUAAUAUGCACAUUAUAUACUUUUUUAGUCACUAGUCUUCAAGUAAUCCAUUUUUGUAUUAUUAUCCGUCCAUUCUAACAUGACCCCUCAAUGAUGUUAUUUUAAUAGUUUGUGAAGUUUUAUGAAAUUUUCAAAUUAGAAGCAAACUAUUAUUUCUCAAUAUUCUCAAAUAGGUACUCCUGAAGUAUGCGCACCACCUGAUGUCGCACAACCUGAACCCCAACCUGAGUUUAGGUUGUGCGCCAUCUUGGUGCGCAUACUUCAGGGAGGUCCCUCAAAUAGCUGGCGAUUUGGGUGUUCUUGGGAUUGAAAGCAGAUGGAAUGGGCAACUCUUUCUCCUUAGUAGAAAGUUUGGGUGCUCCAAAAGUAUAACAGAAUUUAAUUUCUUUCCCAGCUUGCAUAGCAUCAUUAUUCCAGUAAAAAAAAUGAAAGUUGGGCGCAAUUAUUUAUCAUGUUAUAAGUCCAUUAUAUGAAGUUAAAAAUUGACUUAAACAUUGUUUUGAUCAUUAUCAUGUUUCUCUUAAAAAUACUAUAUUGUUUUAUCAUAAUACACAAGAUUUUGGUAUGUAAUUUCACCAUUUUUUGUAUUUUUCAACACUACAUAUUCAAGAUAUAUUGAUAAUAUAAUUCACUGUGAGGGUAAUAUUUUCAAGUAAUAUUUGCUCCCUAUAAUCAACCAAGUAUGAGCGUCAGUGACUGAUAACUGUUAAAAAACAGUUCUUGGAUAAGUUUUUUUUUCGUUGUUCACCCGUGUUCUCCAUUAAUAAUCGUUUUAUUACUACUGUAUGUAUGUGUCGCUCAAUAAAUGAUAAUUUUAGUCAUAUAUGUCACGCAGGAGCAAAGUAUGCAAUUCCUUGCCAAAGCUGUCACACUUGCUAUUGAACCACAGACAAAAAACACAGGGCAAAUUAUUCUGGUUCUGGUUUUGCAAUAGUAGUAUCUGUCCUAUCAAUUUCCAUUUUCUCAAACGCAAGCAGAUUUCUUUAUUUGUUGGUCACUUAUCAAAUGUCCGUUGACUAAAUUACUUACUGGGUUCGUACAGACAACCAAAUGGAAGCCGUGUAUUGAAUACCAUCAAGUGCGAUUGUUUAACUAUUUCAAUCUUCAUUGUAAGAUUAUAAUUGUGUGCCAUUUUAGUUAAGUUCGCAAUAAAAACUAUUUUUUCUAAUUGAUCAGGAAUGUUUUACUUAAUUUUCUUCAAUGUAAAAUUUAAUUCCUUUAUUGAGUAUAUAAAAUGCUAGACCAGAAUAUUACUUCAAAUGUGGCCUUGCCGUACUGAGUUUAUUCUGUAAAUAAAUGACUUUUUAAUAGUGAGAUUUAUAUAUAUAUUUUUGUAAUAAAGCUUUUUGGUGUGGUUGAA